AAGUUCCAAGCCCCCAAAAUCCCCACUCUUUCUGCAGCGUGCCCUUGCACGGAUGAGAAAGAGGACGGACCCCAAAUAAAGCAGCCGGUGUCUCCGAGCUGCAAACAAACGUCUCCCCCCACGCCCUGCGUUUCCUUAGCCGGGACCCAGCGACGUUGCCUGGCUCCUUUUAUGAACAACAAAACCGUGAUGAAGGCAACAGGAGUCAGAAGCUAUUCAGCACAGGAAGCCCCCGUAUCCGGUGAGGGAUAAGAAGCGAGCAGCACAGGAUGCGCCUUGGGUCAGGGGGCCGCAGAGAGCCCUCAGCCUUUGUGUCCUUCUCUGUGACGGAGCGUCCACAUCUGAGCCCUUGGCUCUCCUCGGAGUUCAGCCCCGGCUCCUGCCAUCACGGACCGGCUGCCAGCUUCCCGCCCAGGGAGACACGGAGGCCACAAUGACUACCUCCCCCGGAUUGCUGCUGCUGCUGCUGCUGCUGCUGUUGGUCCAGCCCCGGGAGGGGGCCACCAGCCAGGAGGCCGUGGUCUGUGCGGGGACUGCCUGCUACUCGGCCCACUGGGGCAAGCUGAGUGCAGAUGACGCCCAGCUCCACUGCGACAAGAAGGGGGGCAACCUGGCCACGCUCAAGAGCGAGGAGGAGGCCCGGCACGUCCAGGGCACCCUGGCCCAGCUACUGCAGCCUGGGGCGCCCCUGGCAGAGCGCAUGGGCCGGUUCUGGAUUGGGCUCCAGCGAGACAAGGGCAAGUGCUUGGACAGUGACCUGCCGCUGAAGGGCUUCCGCUGGGUGGAUGGCGUGGAGGACACGCCAUACACCAACUGGCACAAGGAGGCCAAGAACUCCUGCAUCUCGAAGCGCUGUGUGUCCCUGCUGCUGGACCUGUCCACGCCCGCCCUGGCCAGCCGCCUCUCCAAGUGGGCCGAGGGCCCGUGCGGGAGCCCCCGGUCUCCUGGGAACAGCGUCGAGGGCUUCGUGUGCAAGUUCAGCUUCAAAGGCAUGUGCCGGCCGCUGGCCCUGGGGGGCCCGGGCCAGGUGACCUACACCACCCCCUUCCAGGCCACCAGCUCCACCCUGCAGGCUGUGCCCUUCGGCUCCAUGGCCCACGUCGCCUGUGGGGACAAGGACGAGAGUCAGCAGCCUUACUUCCUAUGCAAGGAGAAGGCCCCCAAUGUGUUCGAGUGGAACAGCUCAGGGCCCCUCUGCAUCAGCCCCAAGCUUGGCUGCGACUUCAACAAUGGGGGCUGUGAGCAGGACUGCUUUGAAGGGGGGGACGGCUCUUUCCGCUGUGGCUGCCGGCCGGGGUACCGGCUCCUGGACGACCUGGUCUCCUGUGCCUCCCGGAACCCUUGCAGCUCCAGCCCUUGUGGAGGGGGGGCCACGUGUGUCCCUGUGCAGCUCGGGAAGGACUUCAGGUGCCACUGCCCUCCAGGCUACCAGCUGGACUUGACUGGGCGGGACUGUGUGGACGUGGACGAGUGUCAGGAUGCUCCCUGCACCCAGGAGUGUGUCAACACGCCGGGGAGUUUCCGCUGUGAGUGCUGGGUUGGCUACGAGCCCGGCGGCCCUGGAGAGGGGGCCUGCCAGGAUGUGGAUGAGUGUGCCCCCGGCCGCUCGCCCUGCGCCCAGGGCUGCACCAACACCAUCGGCUCCUUCUCCUGCUCCUGCGAGGAUGGCUACAUCCUGGCUGGGGAGGAAGGCACCCAGUGCCUGGACUUGGACGAGUGUGAGGGCCAGGGGGCCAGGCGCUGUGGCAGCUUAUGUUUAAACACGGAGGGGUCCUUCCGCUGUGGCUGCCUCCCAGGCUGGGAGCUGGCCCCCGACGGGGUCUCCUGCACUGGGGGCCCCACGUCGCCAGCACCGUCAGCCGGAACCCCCCAAGUACAGGACACAGGAGAUGGAGAAGGGGAGCCUGUGUCUUCUGCCACAGCAUCGAGUCCCACUGGGGACCCUGAGGGCACCUCUGAAACCACAUGGGUGGUGCCCACAACCGGGAGAUCGUCUCUCCCCCGACAUGUCCGCACCUCCCUUGCCCCACCCGAGAUGCUGGUCCCCAGUGGGACCCUUGGUGGCUGGUCACCAGUGGGACCCCUGGCCACGCCUGGCCAAAGAGAGUCUACCGGUGACGAUUUCACAGCCAAACACAGUGACAGUGGCACGGACGGGCAGAAGCUGCUGCUGUUCUACAUCCUGGGCACCGUGGUAGCCAUCCUGCUCUUGUUGGCUCUGGCUUUAGGGCUGCUGGUCUAUCGAAAGCGCAGAGCCAAGAGGGAGGAGAAGGAGAAGCCAAAGAAUGCGGCAGACAGCUAUGCCUGGGUUCCAGAGCGAGCGGAGAGCAGGGCAGCGGAGAACCCCUACAGUCCAACGCCGGGGACAGACUGCUGACCAGGAGGGCCUGGAACACCAGCUGCGACCACCGUCCUCAGAGCUCAGCCAUUGGAAGCAGGACCCCGCCCUCCCAGAACACUGGACUGGAAUCUUAGCACAGAAUUGUAACCCUUCUCUUUCAUGGCCUGGCAACUUGGGGUGUGCAGGUAGCCCGCAUGGUUUGGGGGGGUGGGUGUCCCAGAGUGGAGGUGGAGUAGACAUCGGUUCAAGAAUUUCAUGCAUGUUAGCAACCCCCCCCCCCGCCCCCGUUAAAAUCCGCCUGAUUCUGGAUCGGGUGUCAUAAGUCAGGUGCUAAGGGCUUCUCUGCCCACGUAAACCAGAGCCGGUGCCUGCGUGAGCUGAGACUGACCGACUAGCUCCUCCUGCUGUGACGGAGGCAGAGUCCAUGAGCUCAUUACUGAGCUGAUUACAGGAUAAGCUCCGCUUCUUCAGAGGGGACAGGUCCAGGGCUGGACGUUCCUUUCCAUUCAUGCGACUGCACCCCGAGGAGAGCUGGGUGCCACCCAGACCCUCUGGAGUAAGCAGAAAUGCACUGGGCUGUUUAGGUGGUGGGGGCAGGACCUUUAGAAAUUGCAUCUUCUAGCUUUUCGGGUUCUGAUCGUCUUCUGUUUAUCUGGCAGUGGAGUCUGAACAACAUGGGGGAAAUAGCAAGAAGUGAGUUACCCAUGGUUUUGGAAACUAGAGAGAGGGGGCAGGGUUUGUUUCAUAACUACUUGAAUCAAUUCGCCUAAAUAAAUGUGCUGAAGAGA
Messenger RNA from Phacochoerus africanus (Common warthog), 3129 nucleotides. RefSeq names its product CD93 molecule (gene CD93). Gene Ontology annotation, molecular function: calcium ion binding. The record is from RefSeq and is a predicted model, not a curated record. Lineage: Eukaryota; Metazoa; Chordata; Mammalia; Artiodactyla; Suidae. Bases 434 to 2377 code for a protein of 647 amino acids. The transcript is spliced from 2 exons.